UUGGAUUUUUAUUCAAAAUGAUCAUGUCAUUUGUGACUUAACAAAUAAGAUGUGAUUUCAUAUAAAUGAUAACUGAAAAAAUAUUUAUGAUGUACGUGAACAAUAACAUUUUGAUUUAGACAAUAUAUUUGAAUAUUAAUUAUUUUAAUCUUUUUCUCGAUGCUUGUUUCUGUAGAAAAUGUCUUUGAUAUGUUGAAAAAGAAAGAUCCUUUAUCAGAUAAUAUCUUUCCUUUUUAUCAUAAUCUUAAUAUUUUUCUUUAUUAUUUGUCUAUAAAUAACUUUAAAUACAUCGAAUCUCUUUAUUUUGUAGUCGAUAAUUUAAGAACAAUAAAGGAAAAAAAUUUCUAAUAUUAUAAAUUAAUAAAUCACUUUUUUCUCUCAAUUAAUGAAUAAUUAUUUUAAUUAUAAUUCGAAUAGAAAUGAAAUUAUAAGAUUUUUUUUAUAUGUGAAAAAAAGUGAUGAUAACAAUCAAUAUUAAAUCUGAAUUAUAUCGAGUAUUUAGUAGAUUUUUAAUUCAUUUAUAUUCUGUUUAAAAUUUUUUGAUAAUAAUAAUAAUUAGACACUGAGUUUAUUUAGAGAUUACAAAUCUGGAAAACAAACUAACUUAUGAACAAGUUCAAUAUUUACAUGAAUAUUAUACAAUGAAUCAGAUUCCUGAAUCAAUAGAAAUUGAAGAAAUAGCCAAACAAUGGAAUAUUGAUGAUUUUGAUUUGUCGAAUUGGUUUUUUUAUCGAUACAUGAUUGAACUCGCAGUUGAACAACAUCGAUAUGAAGUAAAAACGAUUGCAGCUUAG
This is a messenger RNA of Rotaria sp. Silwood1, 794 nucleotides long. The record is from the annotation of a GenBank genome assembly. Lineage: Eukaryota; Metazoa; Rotifera; Eurotatoria; Philodinida; Philodinidae.